UCGAUCUGACGUCGCGCGAGUGACAUGUAUAAUAGCUGGUGAGUGUAUCGAGCAUCAACGAUCGUCAACAAAUAUCGACAAGCACUUGACUGAUACAGACAACUCCAUAAGUUAUAUACCGUGAUAGUGACAUCGACUUGCUUUACGAUAAAGUACCAAGAAAGGUGUGUAAGUCACGCGCGUGAUAUAUGUGACAUAGUGCUAAAUGUCUUCCAGAGCUGAUGAACACGCUGCUAAUUAUCAACGUUUUAAUAAUGACACAAAUCAAUCUUUGGAACAAGACAUUUCUCAUGGAUCUACCCAAAAAUAUGGAUCUAUGUUAUCUUCCCCAGAAAGUCAUGUGAGAGUAUCCUUCAAUGAAACUGGAAAUUCUAAUAAAAUAAAUUAUAAAUUAUAUGUUGAUGGAAUGGAUCAUUCUAAUGUUCCGGAGGAUACUACUAUUAUUUCUCAAGGAGAACCAUUGGACAUUGAUAUGCACUGGGAAAUGAAUUAUCAUGAAGCUGCUAUUUUUUUAGAAGAAGGACGAAAUAAUGAAAAAUUUGAUUCACAUCCUAGACAUCCAGAGGAUUUACCAGCAUAUCUGUUAGUUCAUAAUAAGUGGUAUUAUGGAUUAGAUUUAUUAACAUCUCUUAUUCUAUUAGCUUUAGCAUUUGUUGAAGAACCAGCUGUAUCGUUAUUCCAAAUGCCUGUGUGGGCUCAUAGUACAAUAGAACUCUUUGCUUUAAUUACUAUCGGUAUAGAAUUAGCUUUGAAACUUAGAUGGAUCGGAUGGGGAACUAUGCUAAAACAUAAACGUACAAUGAUAAAGUGUAUUACUCUAGCUAUUAUGUUCCUAGAAGCAAUGGUAGUUCUAGUGCGGCAGUCUUCUCAUUUUAGAGUAACACGAGCUUUAAGACCCAUUUUCUUAGUAGAUACAAAAUACUGUGGUGGUGUUAGAAGAUUUAUAAGACAGAUAUUAUUAACGUUACCACCAAUUUUGGAUAUGUUAGGACUUCUUUUAUUUUUCAUAUCUGUCUAUACAGUAUUGGGUUAUUAUAUGUUUUCUGAAAUGAAUAGAAAUUUUUCUACAUUGGAAAAUAGUUUCGUAAGCUUAUUUGUUCUUCUCACCACAGCGAACUUUCCAGACGUAAUGAUGCCAUCUUAUUCAAAAAAUAAGUGGUAUGCGAUAUAUUUUGUAUCAUAUUUAUCUACCAUGUUAUAUGUAAUGAUGAACUUAAUGCUAGCAGUUGUAAAUGAAACAUUUACAUCAGCAGAACGAGAUAAAUUUAAAAAAUUAUAUUUACAUAAAAGAAAGGCCUGUCAACAUGCUUUUAAACUAUUAGUUUCAAAGCAAAAUCCAGAUAAAAUGAAAUUUCGUCAAUUUGAAGGCUUAAUGAGAUAUUAUGCACCACAUAAAUCCACAAGAGAUAUUGUUUUAAUGUUUCGUUACAUGAAUAUCUCUGGAAGUGGUGCAUUGAAUUCUGAAGAAUUCUUAGUAGUGUAUGAUGCCACAAUGCUUCAAUGGGAAGUAGAAUAUUCUAAUAUACCGUGGUAUCAUACAGCAUGGCAACCUUUACAAAUACUGUGUGUUGGUGCUCAUACUGUUAUUAGAUGGUCAUACUUUGAAAGUUUAGUAUACAUAAUAAUUAUAGGAAAUGGAAUAGCAAUGAUAAUUCGAUUGAUACAACCAAGUGAAAAUCUUCAAAUAUCAUCUCACAAAUUUGCAGCUUGUUGGGAUACUUUGCUUUUUGGAAGUUUGUUUGUAUCAGAAGCAUUAGCAAAAAUAUUGGGCCUUGGGAUAAAGCGUUAUCUUAGUUCUGGAUGGAAUCUUUUUGAUUUAGGAGCUUCAAUUAUGACUCUAGUUGCUGCGUGUGGACUUAUUUUAUUUCCAAAUACUACGUUCUUAGUAUUGUUCAGACCUUUGAGGCUUCUAAGACUUUUCAAGAUAAAAAAGCGUUAUCGAGAUGUGUUCGGUACACUUGUUAUAUUGUUUCCCCUAAUGUGUUCCACUGCUAUUGUUAUGCUCGUUUUAUACUAUUUCUUUGCUAUCAUUGGAAUGGAAUUAUUUGCUGGAUAUGAUAUGAGAAAUUGUUGCAAGAAUACAACUGUAGAGGAUUUUUAUAAAUAUUCUGCUAAUGAAAGUACAGCAUUAGGAUAUUAUUAUCUCAAUACGUUUGAUAAUUUAAUAGCAAGUAGUGUGACACUUUUUGAAUUGACUGUUGUUAACAAUUGGUUCAUAUUAAUGAAUGCAUAUGCUUUUACCGUUGGUAUGUAUACCCGGUCAUACUUUAUGACAUUUUACUUGAUAACCAUGAUCGUCCUUACAAUCGUGGUAUCCAGUUUCUUAGAAGCAUUUAGAUUUAGGAUACAGUAUAAAAGAUCAACAUCAAAACACGAUGGUAAGUUAUACAGCGAUAUAAUAUUAACUCUCAAAAUUAUGCAAUGUAUAUGCAUUAUCGUUUAUUAUUUUUCUGUAGAAGAAAAAAUGUUACACGAGGAAGUAGAAUUAAGAUGGAAUGAAUUACAGUGUAUAAUAGAAGAUGUUCAAUUUCUCGAGGAUUUACGAUCUUCUUUAGUUAUUGGCGGCACUACUCUUUUUAUUGGCUCGCGACCUCGUACCAGAGAGGUUUUACAACGAAAAAUGUAUACGAAUGAAAUAACUGAAUGGAUCACAGAAGCUAAAUUGGAAGAACGCCAAAAUGAUAUUACUGUAAUAAAUGAUUACACAGAUAACAGAGAAAGUAACGAUAUUCUUGAUUCUGAACUUGUUUUACAUCGAAGAUCGCGAUCUCCACAACGUAACGGUGUAUGCACCUAACAAUAUUUAGUAAUAAUUAUUCAAUUGUACAAAUUAAAUUCGUCGAGAAUUUUCAUCACUUAAUUCAAUUUUUAAUAUCAUCUCAAACAAUAUAAUAUCUUCUUUAUUUAGAAAGUUUGUUGCAGUUAAUUAAAAUAAGAAUUACUACAUCUGUUCUUAUAUUUCUAUUUUAAAGAAACAAUUUUU
Molecule: messenger RNA, 2983 nt
Organism: Vespa velutina
Lineage: Eukaryota; Metazoa; Arthropoda; Insecta; Hymenoptera; Vespidae
Gene: Tpcn1
Product: two pore calcium channel protein 1-like
Exons: 11
Coding region: 206-2797 (863 amino acids)
Biological process (GO): monoatomic ion transport; transmembrane transport
Cellular component (GO): endosome membrane; lysosomal membrane
Molecular function (GO): voltage-gated channel activity; monoatomic ion channel activity
Source: RefSeq, a predicted model, not a curated record